AAGCGAGCCCUGGGUUUUGCAGGAGUCGGGAGAGCCGGCGGGAUCCCGUUGUUGGAGGAGCCAAUGCAAAUAACGGGGUGAAGAAGUCUCAAAAUCAAGGUACGGAACUAACCACAGCACCAGUUAAUGUGGCACGAGUAGUGCAUGGGGCGUACAACUUCAGUGACUGUCCUAGAAGGUGAAUAAGCUCCGUCCUCGGAGGAAAUGUAUUGCACUGGAACCGCUGUCCUCUGUCAAAUUUGAACCGGUUCAGCAUCCACUCGGCAUUGGAGCCUGAAUGAGGACCUCAUGAACAUGCACCAUAGAAGGUCUACCCAACCUUCAGCACAUUCCACAGAUUCCUGGUCUAGAAGAGAGAUGAAAAGAAAUGAGAACAAAUUCAUCCCAGACCGCCAUGCAGCAGCAAUUCAGUGAGAGAUAGGAGAGCACACCCAGUGGCCCUUGAGUCCCUCCUAAGACCCACAACCAUUGCUCACCACCAACAAAGCCACCAUGACCUCUGAACUAGGGAGCAGCCUGACCUCCAUGGACUGGCUUCCCCAGCUCGCCAUGCGGGCGGCCGUCCAGAAGUCAGACACAGAGCUUCACGGCCACGGCCCAGCCAAAAGGAGUGCCGCUCUGGAUGUGGGCAACAGGCUGGACCAGGAGGGGUCAACCCAGCACCGGGAUGGAAAGCCACCCUACAGCUACGCCAGCCUCAUCACCUUCGCCAUCAACGGCUCACCACAAAAGAGAAUGACCCUGAGCGAGAUCUACCAGUGGAUCUGUGACAACUUCCCCUACUACCGAGAGGCUGGCAGUGGUUGGAAGAACUCUAUACGGCAUAAUCUGUCACUGAACAAGUGUUUUCUCAAAGUGCCUCGCUCUAAAGAUGACCCUGGAAAAGGGUCAUACUGGGCUAUAGACACCAACCCAAAAGAGGACACACUACCCACCAGACCAAAGAAGAGGUCGCGCUCUGGAGAAAGAGCCUCCACCCCCUACAGUCUAGAGUCGGAGUCCCUGCGAAUGGACUGUAUCAUGUAUGGAGAUACAUCUCCCCCUCUGGCAACCAGCACUGCGGCCAACAAGUUGGGGUUGUACAACAUGGAGCAGGAGGGCAGCGACAGCCCCCGUCACAGCCUCAACAACAGCCUCUCCGACCAGAGACUGGCCACCGUCGACCUCAACAGCCCGCGCCACAGCCUCAACAACAGCCUCUCCGACCAGAGACUGGCCACCGUCGACCUCAACACCCCGCGCCACAGCCUCAACAACAGCCUCUCCGACCAGAGACUGGCCACCGUCGACCUCAACACCCCGCGCCACAGCCUCAACAACAGCCUCUCCGACCAGAGACUGGCCACCGUCGACCUCAACACCCCGCGCCACAGCCUCAACAACAGCCUCUCCGACCAGAGACUGGCCACCGUCGACCUCAACAGCCCGCGCCACAGCCUCAACAACAGCCUCUCCGACCAGAGACUGGCCACCGUCGACCUGAACUGUGUUGACAGUGGGCACAGUUACACACCGGUCAGUAGUCACUUGGAGCCCUCUUCCCAUUCUCUAAGUUUACAGCAGCCUCCUCCUCCUCCCCAGUACAGCGUGGCCAAGAGGGACAAGCAGCUCCUCUUUUCCGACUUUGAGAACCUAAGUGCCUCCUUCCGCAGCCUUUACAAAUCUGUCUUUGAGCAGUCGUUCAGCCAGAAAGCAGGUCUGAUGGCUAUGCCCAGUGAAUCGAGCCAGCUGCCACGGCUGUCAUGCUCCUACAGCAGCACCCACAGACACCAACACAACCACAGCCAUAGCCAGCAGAAUUACCCUCCCCACGCCACGCGCAACCAACACCCAGCUCAUCAACACUCUGGACAUGGGCAGCACUCUUCUCAACAGACACAGCACUGCCCACAUGGCCAACACCUCAACAACGAGCAGCAACGGUCAAAACAACGCCAGAGCCACUCUGGGCAUUCAGGACAAAUGACCUGCACUGGUCUGUCAGCCAAUUGGUACCCAAACCUGGACUGGCUAAAGGAGAGCUGUCGCAUUGCCAGUUGCUACAACUGGGCUGAAGUGGACCUUUCUCCAUUCCAAGGACUGAAGGAGAACCUGAGGCAGGCAGAGCUGAACAACUGGUCCCUGGACCCUGCCCAGAUAGCAGACCUUUGCUCCUCCAUCAACCAGCUCUUUGCCCGGACCGGGGUGAUCCCGCCACAGGGGUCGGUGCAACCACAUGCACCGCCUGCCUGUCAUGGUCACAUGCACCCCGGCAAGUCUAGCCAGCACAUUACCCCAGGUGAUCUGUACAUUGACUCCAGACAGGACAUGUCUUCAAUGAUGGGACCGCAGGGUUACCCCCACAUGAGCACAGCAGCCUCCUCUAUGACAGUACACAAUGGCCACAUGAACCAGCAACACAUGCCACCAGGGCACUACCAGAUGAGAAGGCUGCUGCCCACCGAGGACAUCCCGGACCACUUUGACUGGGACUCCAUUGUUUAGAUGUGCCUCAAGGACUGGGAAACAGAGGAACAGCUGCGGGGAAAGAAGAGAAGUAUGGAAGAGUAGUGCAGUCCAUCACCUGCCCUGUGGAGAAUAGCGAAUUUUCCCUGAUCUUGGGUCUUUUUUUAUACAAGAUUACAGAAAGUGACUUUUAAGACAAUCAAAUGUAGAGGACGAUUGCACCAUUGGGAUGGAUACAUUGUUGAGAACAAAUAGCAUUCCUUACAGAUUGAAUUGUCUAGUCACAAUGUUUUGAGUGUAAUGGGUUUAGAAGUUGCUAAAGAAUUAUGACAAGUGAGGGUAAAAAAAAUCAUUUUACACAUGCCUGCAAUCUUGUUUCUUAAAAUGGAAAAUUGUGUUUGUAAUUUACAUGGUGUUUUUUUCUAAGAAGUCAACCGUUGAAGCAAAACUGAAAAGAACGGGCAUGAAUAAAAAUAUAGAACAGAUGUGUAUGAAAGGAUAAUGCCAUUAUAUCUGUUGUCUGGAAACACAUCUAGAACCAUGCCAGUUGGUCCACACAGUACUGUGAUCGUCUUCCCUACAUCUCAUGGAAGUGAGAAGAAAUCCAUGGAAUCCAGUUAGUCACAAAUGUGACAUUAAGUGAAGAGAAGAUGAAUGCUCACGCUAAUUAUGGCCAUGGUUGCUGUUGAUGCCAUGAUCCCGUCCCUGCCUGACUUUAACCAUGCCAACUGUAUGGGACUCAUAUUGUAGGUUGAAGUGACCGUAUGUUGUUACAGCUCAAACCACAUGAUACCACACUUGAGUGUGGUAUUUCAAAUCUUGGAACUUUUUUGAACAUUUGCUUCAGCCCACCUCGAGUAAAAGAUUGGCAGGAUUUACACUUUUGGUCAAGCUCAAUCAAGCACAGCUGAAGUUUUUUUUGGAUUGAUUUCAAAUACAGUAGAGUUUUUACCCAGGUCUGCAUUGCACCUUUACAUUUGUAUUUGAAAUCUCUAAUGUAACCUUUCUUGGUUUUGUGUUUUAUAUAUUGCCACUUUCUUAACUGCUAUCAUGACAAUGUUUUGUAUGCAUCUCCUGUCCUGUCAAAAUACUGGUAUUGUUGUGGUGUGUAGUUCUGUUCUCUCUGGCUUGAUGUGUGUGUUUGUGUGUGUGCGUGUGUGUGUGUGUGUGUGUUUCUGUGUGUGUCUCUGUUUCCUCUGCUAUUUCUGAGUAACACAAAAUGCUGACAUUUAAAUGGAUUUUAGUGUAACAGCCUAACAUUACCCAAAGGUCAAAUGGAUUUAUGUCUUGUUCAUUUUACCUGAUGGCAGGCGUUUUGCCCUCUGUAGUUGAAAUUCUGUGCCAAAUGCACCACAUAAUAAGCUAAAUCAUGUAAAAUGGUGUGGAUACAAAGGGAAACAAAGGCAAAUUACAAAUGUUUCCCUGUGCCUAAACUUGACUUAGUGUUGGACUAAGUCAAAGAGGUUCUGUCACAAAUCAAGUAUUUGUGAUAGAGCAAUAGUGUGUGCUGCACAAGGUCAUAGACCUUAAUCACUAAGUACAUUGCUACAAACAAAUGUGCUGAAUACAAAAUAAUACUUCAAAUGUAGUUAUUAAUAAUAAUAAUAACCACAUUUGUGAAGUAUAAUGAAUCAUGAGAUAUGACAUACAUUUAUUGUGAUACAUUUGGGUUGGUCACCAUUAUUUUUUUCAUUCUGAAAGCUCUGCAGGGCAAUGGGGCUUACGCUAAUAGCCUACGCUAAUAAAGCCACCAGUGUGCCACAACACGAUUGAUAAAACUGCUCAAAUAAACACCAGCAGCUUUCACCCAAAACCACACCUUUUACUAAAGCUUAUUGUUAGAAGCAAUUUCUCUGUUUUAAUAUAUUUCUCUGUGGCCCAAGCCAAUGUGAAUCCCAUGCAUUACACACACAACUUCAGCGCUAAAAGUUAGCUACAACAUUUUUGGACUGAUAGGCCUAACCCUCCACUUAUAAUCAUAGAAAAAUCACAACAGCUCUGUGAGAAAAUAAAAAAUAGUGAGCAAUGUAAGAGAUUUUUUUUAAUCAAAUGACCUGCAUUUGAACUUGUAUACAAGUGAUUUGCCCUCUUUGUGUGUCGUUAACAUACAAAUAAUAACAGUUUGUAUGUUAACGACAUACACAUUUCAAUCCAGUCAACACUAGACUAAAUCAGUAUAAUCAGUAUAAUAACAAAUAAUACACACUGUGAUAUUUGUUAUUGAAUGGCACCAUAGUGACUUUGAAGAAGUCAAAUUGCAGUGGUCAUGACAACAUUUCAUUCAGUGUAAAAAAGAAAAAUGAAUGAAAAAUAAUUGCUCUUGAUCAUUUUCAUCUAGUUUUGGUUUUUGAUGCCUCGACCAAACUGUGUAUUGUAUGUCAGUGUGGAAUUGUGCUUUAUGUAAAUGCUGUAUGUCACUUCAAUCAUCCCUUAAGCCCUCAGUGACGGGUCUCAUGAAUGAUAGAAUGGAAAGUGUUCUAUGUAUUCCUUCUGGAGGGAGAUAAUAUGUAUAUUGUAUAUAUGUGAUCAAUUGCAUUGGCUUUUUGUGGGACACUUCCAUCUGGUAGUUACAAAUGUUUAAAUGUUUAUUAAAACAUUCCUGGAAAUGUUUGCUUAAUUUAACCUUUUUCUGGGUUAACUUUAGUGUCUACUGUCCUAAUCCGUCGAAGAUAUACAAUCCAUGAUUUGUAUAGCUAAAGUUACCACAAAGGUAAAAGUGUAAUUCUUGCUCACAAUAAAUUAUUCAAAAUUUAGCCUAUGAAUUCUGCUACAUAUUUCUUAUUUUGACUUUACUUUGG
This is a messenger RNA of Esox lucius (northern pike), 5243 nucleotides long. Its product is annotated as forkhead box protein J3-like. Lineage: Eukaryota; Metazoa; Chordata; Actinopteri; Esociformes; Esocidae. Gene Ontology annotation, biological process: regulation of transcription by RNA polymerase II. Bases 493 to 2484 code for a protein of 663 amino acids. Gene Ontology annotation, cellular component: nucleus. Gene Ontology annotation, molecular function: RNA polymerase II cis-regulatory region sequence-specific DNA binding; DNA-binding transcription factor activity, RNA polymerase II-specific. The record is from RefSeq and is a predicted model, not a curated record. The transcript has 13 exons.